Messenger RNA from Myodes glareolus (Bank vole), 1601 nucleotides. It is a transcript of the gene C1H19orf12, whose product is annotated as chromosome 1 C19orf12 homolog. NCBI's taxonomy places the organism in Eukaryota, Metazoa, Chordata, Mammalia, Rodentia, Cricetidae. The record is from RefSeq and is a predicted model, not a curated record.
GAGCCGGUCGGGGACCGCAUGGGGCACACUGCUGUUCAUCUUCACUCAAAGGAACCGAGGCAUGGACAGGCCUAAACUGCAGCGCCGAGGUUGGAGUCGGGGCCAGCUCCGAGCGCAGCCUGCAUCAGCCCGGGUGUGCGGGAGUGCGCGUGCGUGCUGCGGCGGCUCCCACAGCCUACCCCAGGCUCCUUGCGGGAGGGGACAUGGCACUGGCUUAGAGAUGGUCAGGAAAGAUGUCAGGGGCGGAGAAAGCCAGAUUAGUUGGAGUUGUGGUUGAGAAGCGUUCUAUGACUAAGUAAGUAGAUAAGGUGCCCGUAGGCAGGGGUGAAGGCCCGGGAAGAGGGCAUUGAGCCACGGAGUGCAAGAGUGCCGGAUGUCAGCCCCUGGCCAGCCCAGUCUGCGAGCUGUGUAGUGAACCUACCACGGACACCUUCUGGUCUUUCAAGAGAAGUCAGGAAAAUCUAAAUUGUCUGCCGAGAUGCCCAUCGAGGUAGAUGACGUCAUGAAGCUUCUGUGUUCCAUUUCCCGCGAGAGAAAAAUGAAGGCGGCCGUCAAGCACUCUGGGAGGGGUGCCUUGGUUGCGGGGACAGUGGCCUUCGUCGGUGGUUUGGUUGGUGGCCCGCCAGGAAUUGCUCUUGGGGGGACUGUUGGGGGCCUGUUGGGGGCCUGGAUGACGAGUGGACAGUAUAAGCCGGUUCCUCAGAUCUUAAUGGAGCUGCCCCCUGCCGAACAGCAGAAACUUGUUAACGAAGCCACGGCCAUCAUCAGGAACUUGGACUGGACAGAUGCUAUCCAGCUCACUGCUCUGGUCAUGAGCAACCAGGCCAUGCAGCAGAAGCUCUUGGCCAUGCUAGCCACCUAUGUCACCAAGGAGCUGCAGGCCGAGAUCCGCUAUGAUGAUUAGGUCACUCCCCGUGGGGGAUGGGCUUGCAUUUGGAUGAUUCUAUGACUCCCAGAAGGUGACCUGGGAAUGGGGGGUGCCUGGCAGGUACCUUGAGAAACCUGCACGCCAUCAGCAUUGACUGUAAGCUGGAGUACAUCCUGUUGGACUGUCCCCUGCUGGGAGUACAUCCUGUUGGGCUGUCCUUCGCUGGAGAGGCUUCAGCCGUGCAUUGUGGGCUCUGUGUGCUAUGGAAAGGUCUGGGCUGUUGGCAUCCACAGACAGCUUAGGAGUCCUCCUGAUCCUGUGGGUCUAAAAGAAGUUCUCAGGUUGGCUGGCCAACUGUGCCGGGUGCUCCUCUUCCUGUGAAAGCACCUCUAGGUACCUGUGACAGGAUCGGAGGGUCUUGGGGGGGUUCAGAGCCAGCUCUUGCCAGGCUUGUGCUUACCUGCUGAGUGGUCCCCUUCUUUGCCCAGGGACUUCCCAGUGGUCUCACGAUGACAGUGGUCCCUACUUUGAGUGAAGCCACAAAUGCCAGGCAGUCCCCACACUCUAUGCACCAGGCUCUCUUGAGUAACUUUGGUUAAACUUCUAAAGUCUUUUGCCUUAUUAUGGAAAAUCAUGGCAGUUAUUUAUCUUUUAUUUUAUUUUGAUUUUUUGAGACAGGGUUUCUCUGUAGCUUUGGAGCCUGUCCUGGAACUAACUCUUGUAGACCAGGCUG